Molecule: messenger RNA, 1688 nt
Organism: Cherax quadricarinatus
Lineage: Eukaryota; Metazoa; Arthropoda; Malacostraca; Decapoda; Parastacidae
Source: RefSeq, a predicted model, not a curated record
AUUAUUGAAACUAAUUAUAAUUGUACUCGUUAGUAUAUUUUUGUAUGUACAUAUUCCCAUUAUUCAGCAUUGUGUCAUGUGUGAAGUACUAGUACGAUCCAACUUACAACCUGCUCAACAUACGACCAUUCGUACUUGCGACCAUACGUCUGGCAGCAGGGCUGAGUGGGCCGAUACCUACCGCCGUACGACAGUUGACCGCUACUCUCGGCAAUGUGCCAUCUCGAGAGAGCUCUCGCAUCACUCAGGCAGCACCACUUUGAGUUACCCUGCCCUAUCAGCAGCAUCAUACUGUAUUAACUGUACUGCACUGUAUAUAUGUACCUGGACAAUAAAUUUCACCAUGGCCUUUAAGAGGAAGUCUGAAUCUUGCACUGAAACUUGUGGCAAGAAAGACUCUAACUCUUGACCAGAAGAUGAAAGUAAUUAAACAGUAUGUGGAUGGAAAAAAUGUCAACGACAUUUCUCACGAUCUUCGGAUCUCCCAUUCCAUUGUCAACAAUACUUAAAGAUAAAGAGCGCAUCAAACAAGCAGUGAAAUCUUCGGCCCCUAUGAAGCAUUCAUAUAAUUUCUCAAAAUAUUUACUACUUGAGGUGACCUUAUCUGCUCUCCUAUGUAUCUGUAGACCCAUAACACCUCUGUAUUUAGAGGUAAUAGCAAAUUUGAUACAUUCUGUAGCCACAUUAGUAAACAACAAUUUUUAUGGCAUAAUUCUAAGGAGAGACUGUUGACAGGUCCAAUGGACAACUGCAGCUUUGUGCCAGUCACCAUUGGAUCAAUCCAUCGCAACAAAGUUCCCUGUAGAGUGGUGUGUGCUGGGCAGUCAGCUUCGCUGUCACUCAGGGGACCAGAUUUGAGCUUACGCAAAGGAAUGAAACUGAUGAGCAUUGAAUCGAGGCCCAGAGCAUGUUUUUAUUUUCAGGCUAGAACACAAGUUCUCCAUCACUCAAGCAGCAUAUGUCGUGGAUUCCAAGCAACCGUCCAUAUAGGAAAUGUUCGGCAGACUGCAGUUGUUGAGGGAAUUCUAGGAUCUCGGGGCUUACACACAAAUGAUCGAGGCUCUGUGAUAUUCCGUUUCCUACGACAACCUGAAUUGGUCCAGAAUGGGGCAAGGCUACUCUUCCGACAAGGAUCAACCAAAGGAAUUGGGAAAGUAAUUCAGGUAUUCGAAGAAGAGCCCGAUAAUGUUGACCUCUAUUUUGGUGUUGCAAGAUAAGUUGAUUAUGGUACAACUGUAUGAUUAUGUUUAUACUUGUAUAUAAUUUGUCAAGUGUUCUAAUGAUAUAGUACACUUUAAAUAUUUUCUAAAGAAAAUUCUUUAUUUUUAUGUUCUUAUAUAUACCUCAGAUAUCUGGAAGAAUAAUGAGGACUUAAUGAAAGGACAGUAUCUCUUUUGAAAAUGAACUGUAUACGAUAUGUUAAAGGCUCCCUAAAAUGUUAAUGACCUACUCUUGCAGGAGACACUAAACUCUUAAGUCAUUCAGCCCUACAUGGUAGAGGUUAUAUAGUAAGUGGGUGUCGGUUAAUAAAGCAGACAUGUCUGCGUACGUGUCUGCAUUGCAGGUUAGAUCAUCACAGAUUGGGAGAAGUGUUCUCUAACAUAAUUGCAAGAAAAUACAAGAAUAAUUUCAGUUUUAUUUAAAAGGCAUGUUAAAAGCACUUGCUUCAUUAUCCAUAUACUUUAGAU